Messenger RNA from Leishmania mexicana MHOM/GT/2001/U1103, 1554 nucleotides. Its product is annotated as putative amino acid permease. NCBI's taxonomy places the organism in Eukaryota, Euglenozoa, Kinetoplastea, Trypanosomatida, Trypanosomatidae. The record is from RefSeq and is a predicted model, not a curated record. Bases 1 to 1554 code for a protein of 517 amino acids. Gene Ontology annotation, cellular component: membrane. Gene Ontology annotation, biological process: transmembrane transport. The transcript has a single exon. Gene Ontology annotation, molecular function: transmembrane transporter activity.
AUGCAGGGGACGCCGCUGGUGUCGUCGCAUGGUCGGAGCGCGUCUCCGAUCGUGCGGUUCAGCAGUCCGCGCGCGGAGAAUGUGGUGCGGCCCAAGGCAGUACUUACGACGCUCACCCUGCUCGGGGUCAUCUACACCGCCAGCAUCAGCGGUGGCUACGGUCUUGAGGAAUCCGUCAGGGCUGGCGGCCCGCUGCUGUCCAUCCUCUUUCUCUGCCUCAUCCCAUUCGUCUGGGGUGUUCCUGUGUCGCUGUGCGUGGCGGAGCUGUCCUGCGCUAUUCCGUCGAAUGCCGGGCCGAUCAUGUGGGUCAACUGCACCUUCCCGUCGUGGAUGACGCUCAUGACAGUGCUGUGGACAACCUUUUUGAACUCAGUCGACAACAGCCUGUAUCCCGCCGUCUUUGCCGACUACUGCGCUACCCUGUUUCAUCUCGACUGGAUGGGAACCGUGCUCGUGAAGGUCAUCUUCCUGUGUAUAUGCGCCGUUAUCAACAUUAUCGGCGUCACACUUGUCGGCGUCCUCAGCGUCGGCAUCAUGUUUAUUACCAUCCUGCCCUUCUUUGUAAUCUUCCUGCUGCAGCUGCCGCACGGCCUCAACUGGAAGCGCAUUACGUACAUUCCGGACAGGAUUGACUGGGCGGCGUUUCUCCCCGUCGUUGCGUGGAACUUCUCCGGAUUCGACUCGGCCGGCAACGUGAUUGAGGAGGUGCAGAACCCGAACCCGACCUUCAUCCGCGCGCUCAUCCUCAUGAUCGCCGCGGCGCUGGCCACGUAUAUCCCGCCAAUUCUCGCUGGUGCCUCGGCUGAGAAGCUGAGCGACGUCAGCUUCGACCAGUGGGGCGACGGCUUCUGGGUGAAGGUCGGCGAAGCGGUUGGCGGGACCCCGAUGGCAGCGACUAUCAUGGUUGGCGGCACCAUCUCAACGGUUGGGCUCAUGACCACCCUUCUGGCGACAACCUCGCGGUCGCUGGCAGGUAUGGGAGCGUUGAACGUGUUUCCAUCGUGUUUUUCGAAGUGGCUGGAGAAGUACUCGGACAACUACAGGACCCCGGUGAACGCCAUCCUCGUCAACACCACUGUCACAUGCGCUCUGUCUCUGUGUCUAACCUUUCAAACACUGGUGCAACUGGACCAGGUGCUCUACGCGUUGCGCCUCAUCGUCAUUCUCUCCUCCUUCUUGAAACUGCGUUUCACACAGCCACUGCUAGAGCGCCCGUACCGCACUCCUGGCGGCAAAGCUGCCGCCGUCGUAUUGGCUGGUGUCCCCAUCACCUUCAGCGCGUUUCUCAUCGCGAUGGCCAUGACGGGCGGACCGUUCAUCUUCUAUAGCAGCGUCGUCCUCAUCGCUGGCACGGUUGUCGUCUCCUACAUCACCGUUCGCUUUUUCCGCUCCGACGGAUUUGAGGGGUCACUGGUCGAGGAGUACGAGGACGCUGACAUGUCCACGUACGGUACGAUUCUUGAAAUGGAGUCCUCCGAGUGGCGCCUACUUCACCAGAGGCACACGUUUAUCGACUGUCCGCCUCGUAUCAACGUUGCCCGCCUUCACGCUUGA